UUUAAAUAAAUGUUCACUUUGUUCUCGUUCUCAACCCUCUCAUUCUUGAAACAAAUCAUCAUCGAGAGGAAAAACAAAGAAAGCCAGAUUCAGAGACAGAGACAGAGAGAUGGAGGAAACUAAAUCCAAGUUUAAGAGGAUAUGUGUGUUUUGUGGGAGCAGUUCAGGCAAGAAAGCAAGCUACCAGGAAGCUGCUGUAGAGGUGGCCAAGGAACUGGUUGAGAGAAGAAUUGAUUUGGUCUAUGGAGGUGGGAGCUUGGGGUUAAUGGGCCUUGUUUCUCAAGCGGUUCAUGAUGGUGGGCGCCAUGUUCUAGGAGUAAUCCCAAGGUCUCUAAUGCCCAGAGAGGUAACAGGGGAGCCUGUCGGGGAAGUUAGAGCUGUGUCUGAUAUGCAUCAAAGGAAAGCUGAAAUGGCUCGCCAAGCCGAUGCCUUCAUUGCCCUCCCUGGGGGAUAUGGGACACUAGAAGAAUUGCUUGAAGUAAUUACAUGGGCUCAACUAAAUAUCCAUCACAAACCUGUGGGCCUCUUGAAUGUAGAUGGGUUCUAUAAUUCAUUGUUGUCUUUCAUUGACAAGGCCGUAGAUGAAGGCUUCAUAUCACCUGCUGCACGUCGCAUUAUCGUGUCUGCUCCCACAGCCAAACAAUUGGUCAGACAACUAGAGGAUUAUGUGCCAGAAUACGAUGAAAUAACAGCCAAGUUGGUGUGGGAGGAGGUUGAUAGAUUGACUGCCUGAAUCAGCGGUCGCUUAGUAAUCUUUUUGCUUAGGUAUAUACAGAAUGGUCUUCUUCAGGUUUUUCCUGCUUAGUGUAUACAAGCUUUGAGAAGAGGAGCUUUUUGGGUAUCCUUUUGGCGUUGUGUCAGCUCUGAUGUCUCAAAGUCUCCCUUUUGUGUGAACUUGGAAGGAAGGAAUGGAAUCAGUUCAGGAUUAUUUAUAUU
This is a messenger RNA of Populus trichocarpa (black cottonwood), 936 nucleotides long. RefSeq names its product cytokinin riboside 5'-monophosphate phosphoribohydrolase LOG7. The coding region runs from base 110 to 733 and encodes 207 amino acids. The record is from RefSeq and is a predicted model, not a curated record. The transcript is spliced from 7 exons. Gene Ontology annotation, biological process: cytokinin biosynthetic process. NCBI's taxonomy places the organism in Eukaryota, Viridiplantae, Streptophyta, Magnoliopsida, Malpighiales, Salicaceae. Gene Ontology annotation, molecular function: hydrolase activity, hydrolyzing N-glycosyl compounds. Gene Ontology annotation, cellular component: cytosol; nucleus.